Molecule: messenger RNA, 2021 nt
Organism: Penicillium brasilianum
Lineage: Eukaryota; Fungi; Ascomycota; Eurotiomycetes; Eurotiales; Aspergillaceae
Source: the annotation of a GenBank genome assembly
CCUGCUGCAUGUUUGAAUUUUUACUGCCUGAAAUUGAAAGUCUCUUAGAAUGUACCUCAAAAGUACGGGCCCACCAUUGAUGGGGUAGGAGUUGGGCAAAGUACAUAAUUUGUAUUCGUCAUUAGGCCAACUCCCAAUUCUUUCCGCCUAUUGUACAUGCUUUACUCCGUGCCUCGGUGUUUUUGAGAUUGCUGAGAGCCUCAAGGUCGCGGAAACUUUCAUCCUCUCUUGGCGCAUUCGGUUUAGGAUCACGAAAGCCAACCUCCUUUUCAAUAAAUUGUUCCAUACCAGAUCUUUCGCUUGUUUUUUUUUUUUAGUUGGGACUUUGAUUGCAAAAGGAUUGAGGAGGAUAACAAAGACUGUCGACCACGAUGCCAUAUUAUGAGUCUGAAACCCCAAGGAGGGAUUUGCCUCUCAAAGAGACUACUACUCUUUGGAACGGGGAUGAGAUAUCACCAAGCAACAAUGCCGUUCUGAAAGCAAUGGAAUGGAAACUCUCUCCACAGUCAAAGGGAUCCAAGUCUGAGCCAUUCUGCGUAAUGGAUCUUGGCUAUGUUCACAACCAAUAUGAGCAUUGGGAAAAGUCUCUUCCCUCUGUGACGCCAUUUUAUGCCGUCAAAUGCAACCCCGAUGUGCAUAUAAUUGGGCUUUUGGGAUCGCUGGGAUGCGGGUUCGAUUGUGCAUCUCGAAGUGAAAUAGAGCUCGUUUUGGGUCAGGGUAUCCCGGCUGGGAGGAUAAUUUUCGCCAAUCCGUGCAAAAAACCAUCAGACAUCAAUUUUGCAAGAAAGAUUGGCGUGAAUCGAAUGACAUUCGAUAAUGAGGCUGAGCUUCACAAGAUCAAGCAGUUGUUUCCAGAAAGCCAGCUGGUUUUGCGGUGUUUCGCUUCCGACCCAUCGGCCACAUACUGCCUCUCUUCUAAAUUUGGAGCUCAUCCAGAGGCAUCCAUGAGCCUCUUGGAGUGUGCAAAGUCCUUGGGAUUGAAUGUCAUUGGCGUGAGCUUUCAUGUUGGCUCUAGCUCAAAGGACCCAAAGGCUUUCGAAAUUGCCAUACAAAAUAGUCGUCGGAUCUUCGACGCAGGUUCACGGAUGGGUCACAAUAUGCGCCUGUUGGAUAUUGGUGGGGGCUUCUCCGAGAGCACAUUUGACGAUAUGGCCGAAUCAAUCCAACGAUCUCUGGACUUUCACUUCGGUGAUAUUGAUGCAGAACUCGUCGCCGAGCCGGGGCGGUACUUUGCAGCAGGCGCCCUGACAGUUGCCUGUGAGAUCAUCGCCCGUCGGGAUGCCAAAGAAACCCCUCCAUCUGCGGAGGAAGCGACCAACAUGCUUUAUUUGAAUGAUGGCAUAUAUGGAACGUUUCUUUGUAAUCUGUUUGAGCCAGGCCCUCUUCCUCGUGUCCUUUGCGCCUCGGGAAUAUUCUAUCCACAAACCGCCGUGAGCGACCGCGCCACGUAUAUAAUCUGGGGACCGACUUGCGAUGGCACCGACUGCAUUGCAAAGGGCGUGGAACUUCCAGAACGUUUGACUUUCGGCGAUUGGCUUUACUUUCCAGAUAUGGGUGCCUAUUCAACAUGCCUCACAACUGGUUUCAACGGGUUUGAGAGUCACAGAGAAACCAUAUAUGUGUCUAGCAAUUCUUUAACCAUUGAAUUUUUGACAAAGGUCAACAAGACAAUGUGCAAGGAGCAAACUCACUGAUUCCAAACUUCGGCGUUCCAGAGAGAAACAGUGUUCGGAGGAUUUUCAACUUAAUCCAAUAGCUACCCAGAGUGGAAGGUUCGUCAAAGCAGAAGCCAGUGGAGCUGUUGGGUUUCCGCUGCACAUCUAAAUUGUUCUAUGACAUUAGAAGAUGGUCAUAAAUGUACAUUCUCUCUGUCAAUUUGUGAUGUACUUGGACAGAUUGCGCAUUGGUCAGAUCCAUGUCGUUGAUCGUGGGUACUCAUGAGAAUUUUAUUCGAAACGUAUCUAAAUCAAAAGUGGGAAUAUUGCAAUGGCAUUGAUAAGUAAAUUCAACCUUUACUGCUG